AUGAAUUUCUCGAUUUUAUUCACUUUCCUUUUUCUGGUCUUUAAAACUUUCGUACAUGGAAGCGAAGAUAGUAGUAACGUCGUUGUUUUAGAUUCCAGCAAUUUUGAUGAGAUAGUUGGCCAAGAUAAAUUUGUAUUAGUGGAAUUUUACGCACCGUGGUGUGGUCAUUGUAAAACUUUGGCACCCGUGAAUGAUCAUAAGGAUUUAGGAACACGUUUUGAAAUUAAAGGAUUUCCUACUUUGAAAUGGUUCGAUAAGAAUUCACUUGCUCCCGAAGAUUAUAAUGAAGGCCGCGAUUUAGAAUCUUUAUCUGCUUUUAUAGAAAAAAAAACUGGUAUCAAUUCAAAAAUAAAGAAAGAAAUUUCUGCUGUAACAGUUCUUACUUCUCAAUCAUUCGAUGAAAUUGUUAUGGAUCCUGAAAAAUGUGCAUUGGUUGAAUUUUAUGCACCCUGGUGUGGUCACUGCAAAACUUUGGCGCCAAUAUAUGAAAAAGUUGCCAAAGAUUUUGCUCAAGAACCUGAUGUCGUUGUGGCUAAUCUUGAUGCAACUGCGCACACUUCCAUAGGUGAAAAAUAUGAAAUUAAGGGAUAUCCCACUAUUAAAUAUUUCCCCAAGGGUGAAGAUAAAACACCCGUUGAGUAUAAUGGUGGAAGAACCGAAAAAGAUUUUGUUGACUUUUUGAAUAAAAAUUGCGAGAAACAUCGUCUCGUGGGUGGUGGAUUGACUGAAAAUGCUGGAAAGAUACCUGAUUUAGAUGUUCUAGCAGUUAAAUUUGUCAAAACCACGACAUUAAAAGAAAAGGAAAUGGUGAUCGAAGAAUCGAAAUUAAUUGCAGAUAAAUUUGAUACACGGUUUUAUUAUGUAAAGGUUAUGAAUAAAAUCAAAGGAAAGGAAGAUUAUGCGGAUAACGAAAUUACUCGAUUAGAAAAGAUAAUUGAAUCCGGCACUAUAUCCGAAGCCAAAAUUGACGAUUUCACAAUUCGUAGAAACAUUCUUUCGAGUUUCCAUAAAGACUUUGUACCACGUGAUGAACUGUGGGAGGUUAAAUCCGAAAGUUCUAAUAGAAAUUUGAAAAAUGCUUUCAAUUUUGUUGAAGAAUAUGUAACUGAAAAUUUCGGUAUACAUCAAGUUUGUCAGAUCAUUGUAAUAACUGAUGGGAGAUCACCUCAAGAGAAAAAUGGAUUUAAAUUUCGGAAUCCAAAUUGGAGAUUACAUAUUGUUUGUUUUGGGGAUGAAAUUAAAAGAGAUAGAGAUUCAUUAAAAACCAAUCAAAUGUUACAACAAUAUAAAAAAUUACUUAAUCGACGUUUACCAUAUAAAAUAACUAAAAAUCACCCUAAUGGUGAUGUGUUGUAUGAAAAUGAAGGAGUAUUUUAUUUUAUAGCAUAUCCACAGACUAAAGAUAAAAUAUUUAAUGCUAUGGAUUCAAUUAGUGAAAAAUAUUUUUAUCCAUAUAAGGGUACGCUAUUGUGUGGACGUAUGUCUUUUCCCAUUAUAAUAUAUCCAAGUAUUUAUACUAUUGAUGAUGGAGAAAAUGUUCAGGAAUUAGUUAAAAUUAUGUCUAUCAUAGGAUUUACAUCAAAAUCAUCAUUGCAUGGGAUAGCCACGAGAUUUCUAGCAUUCAUUUGGUUACCGAAUGAUACUUAUGCGGCAAUAGAAGCAGCAACACCAUCGAUACCAGAGAAUCAAAUUAAUCAAAUCGAUACAAUAACGACUUCUUCUGAUUUUUAUUUUACCUUGUUUUCAAAGGAUAAUAAUGCAAGAGAUUUGUUAAAACAAUCUUCAAUACCUGGAAAUCUAUCUAACAAGAGUUAUUUAUCUGAUAACAUUGAAUUACCUAAACCCGAAAAUAUUGAGGCUUUAGUUAAAAAAAUUACGCGAUACGUCGGUAAUUUACCAAAGGAUGCAAACAAGUUAACAACAACUGUCCAACAGAUAUCAAAAAUAACGGAUAUCUUUUACUAUACAUCUCUUCGAGAAAAAGUUAUUGAAACACUACAAGAUUUUCGAAUCCAAUCACCAGAAGCCGAGAACCGAGAAAUCCUUUCUCAGUGUUUACAAAUUUUAGAAGCCAAGGAAAGGAGAAAUAAAAAAGUCACUGUUACUAAUGUUACCAAUAUUCCCAAUAAUUCCAAUAAUAGUUCAAACAAAGUUAUAAAUAAUUUUGAAGAAAAAUUCCAAGAUAAUAAUAAAAAUAAUAAUAUACCAAAAGAAACGGUUAUAUAUGUUGAUGCAGUAUCAUCAAUUGAUUCUCAAGAUAAUAAAAAUAUUUCUCGAAUUAUUGAUAAUAGUAAAUUUUCUCUAGAAAUAACCAAUGUAUCCAAUGAUAUUAAAGAUGAAACAUCAACAACAAUUUAUACCACACCUAAAGAUCUUUUAAAAAAUCAAAAUGUUUGGCGUCAAAAAAUAAGAGCAGAACGGGAAGCCGAUUUAAAAAAAUUACAAGAAACUUCGGGAAUUUUAUCAUUAUCAUCUACAAAAUGUAUGAUACCACCUGAUUAUAGAGGAUUAAAACGAGAAAGAGGAAUUGAGAAAUUUAAUUUAUUACAAAAACGAAAACGACAAGAAAGAUUAAAUCAUUUAAUUGAUUUAUAUCAUCGUACAUCAAGUUUUGUAACAUUAAAUAAUUUAGAUUCUAAAAUUGAUGAAGCUUUUAAUAAAACACAACGAGUUUACACGAAUACAUUAGAUGAUAUGCAAAUGGAUUAUAAUGAAAUGGGAGGUGGAGUUAGUGAUGAAGAAGUAUUAAAAAGAUUAAAUCAAAUUUAUGAUAUAUUAGAAGGAACUUCACAUGGAAAAAAAUAUCCUGGAUCAGAUCAAAUCAUAAAACCCAACCCUCCUCCUGAUUCUCUUGGUUCUAAUUCUAAAGAUAAAGAGUAUGAAAAUAAGGUAAAAGUUGAAGAAAUAGAGAAAAUUGAUGAGGAAACAGAUUUGGGAUUACUUUCUUUGUUAAAAGAUGAUGAAAUUGAUAAAACUUAUAAAAUUGACAAAAUUGAUUGA
Messenger RNA from Diversispora eburnea, 3000 nucleotides. The record is from the annotation of a GenBank genome assembly. Lineage: Eukaryota; Fungi; Glomeromycota; Glomeromycetes; Diversisporales; Diversisporaceae.